Cyprinus carpio (common carp) is the source of this 2052-nucleotide messenger RNA. RefSeq names its product band 3 anion exchange protein-like. NCBI's taxonomy places the organism in Eukaryota, Metazoa, Chordata, Actinopteri, Cypriniformes, Cyprinidae. Gene Ontology annotation, molecular function: solute:inorganic anion antiporter activity; bicarbonate transmembrane transporter activity; monoatomic anion transmembrane transporter activity. Gene Ontology annotation, cellular component: plasma membrane; basolateral plasma membrane. Gene Ontology annotation, biological process: bicarbonate transport; regulation of intracellular pH; monoatomic anion transport. The record is from RefSeq and is a predicted model, not a curated record.
AGGUGUGUCAGAUAUCUGCAGGUGUACACAGAGUUUAUAAAGCUCUGCACACUUUUUUGAGGGUCUGUGGCAGGGAAUAUUGCUUGAACAGCUGGGUCAGUUAUAUUAAGCUGCUCUGAAUGUAAACUUCAACACCAAUAAUAAAGGACACUGGCUUACGUGGAGAUGAACGAGUCUGUGAAGAACCCAAACCAGCAGAGCUAUUGGCAGGAGAUGGGCAGAUGGGUGGGCUAUGAAGAGACCUAUGAUGUUGAGGCGGGCCACUGGGGCCCGUCCCACAUCUCCUACCUCACCUUCAAGAGCCUGGUGCAGAUACGCAGGACAAUGAACACGGGUGUGAUGAUGCUGGACAGAGAGGAGAAGACGCUCACCAGUAUUAUUGAGAAGAUUGUGGAUGCCCUGGUUAGCAAAAAGGAGAUUCAGCCAGGGGACAGAGAUAAAGUUCUUCAAGCAUUAAUGCACAAACAGAGCCAGUCUGUAGAGACCCAGCCUCUGACUUCAGGUGUGGAAAUGGAGAAAUUCUCUGUCACAGAGAAAAGGGACGCAACUCAUACUGCAGAGGCCUCGAUGGUGCUUGUAGGUGCUCUGGAGUUCCUGGAGAGGCCUACAAUAGCAUUUGUGCGUCUACGGGAUGCCGUGGUGCUGGAGUCGGCACUGGAAGCUCCCGUGCCUGUGCGGUUCAUCUUCAUCCUGAUUGGCCCAACAACAACUGACAUGGACUAUCACGAGUGUGGCCGAACAAUGGCAGCACUACUAGCUGACAAAGUGUUUAACCAGGCAGCUUUUCAGGCUCAGAGUGACAGAGAGCUGACCGACGCUGUGGGAGACUUCAUGGACUGCUGCAUUGUGAUUCCACCCACUGAGAUUCAGGAUGAGUCCAUGCUAACAUCACUCAUCCCCUUCCAGAAGAAACUACUGCAAGAGAAACUCCGCCCAUCUGACCCCAAACUCCGCCUGGAUGUCAAACCUCGCAAGCCUUCAAAGUCCUCAGGACCCCCUCCAGAAGAUCCAUUAGCACGUACUGGUGUUCUGUUCGGUGGCAUGAUUAGAGACAUGAAGAGACGGUAUCAACACUACGUCAGUGACAUCACUGAUGCUCUGAACACUCAGGUUGUCGCUGCAAUCAUCUUUAUCUACUUUGCUGCUCUCUCACCAGCCAUCACCUUCGGAGGUCUUCUUGCUGAUAAGGUGGAUAACAUGAUGGGUGUUUCAGAGCUGAUGAUCUCCACUUCAGUGCUGGGCAUUAUCUUCUGCCUGAUUGCUGCCCAGCCUGUACUAGUUAUUGGCUUUUCUGGACCACUGCUGGUGUUUGAAGAGGCCUUUUUUAAUUUCUGUAAGUCUCAAGACAUUGAGUACAUCGUAGGCCGAGUGUGGGUUGGUGCUUGGCUGGUGGUCAUCGUUGUGGUCAUUGUUGCAUUUGAAGGAAGCUUCCUGGUCCGCUUCAUUUCCCGCUUCACUCAAGAAAUCUUCUCCAUCCUCAUCUCCCUCAUCUUCAUCUACGAGACCUUUGCCAAACUUGGCAGGGUUUUCAAAGAACACCCUCUUAUCCUGAAUUAUGAGCAUUUAAACAAUACAGUUGAGGACCCUUGGCACUCAGUAGUCAACUAUCAGAGACUCCUGGACAAUGCUACAGGCAAUGUGUCUGUCGUGAGGUCCGUUCAACACCGGCCUUAUCCCAACACAGCUCUUCUGUCCAUGUGUCUCAUGUUUGGCUGCUUCUCUAUUGCAUACUACCUACGUAUGUUCAAGAAUGGCAAAUUCCUACCAGGCAAGAUUCGACGUUUGCUCGGUGACUUUGGAGUUCCCAUUGCAAUUUUCCUCAUGGUUGCUGUCGAUAUCAAUAUUGAGGAUACAUACACUCAGAAACUGGUUGUGCCUAAGGGUCUUCAGGUGUCCAACCCUAAAAUGCGGGGAUGGUUAAUCAACCCUUUGGGUGAACACAAGCCCUUCCCCAUAUGGCUGAUGUUUGCGUCUAUUGUCCCAGCUAUGCUGGUCUUCAUCCUCAUCUUCCUAGAGUCUCAGAUUACCACGUGAGUGAUGUUUUCUGAAGGA